This is a messenger RNA of Condylostylus longicornis, 8726 nucleotides long. It is a transcript of the gene unc79, whose product is annotated as protein unc-79 homolog. The record is from RefSeq and is a predicted model, not a curated record. The coding region runs from base 206 to 8572 and encodes 2788 amino acids. Lineage: Eukaryota; Metazoa; Arthropoda; Insecta; Diptera; Dolichopodidae. Gene Ontology annotation, molecular function: protein binding. The transcript is spliced from 31 exons.
AUUUUCCAUUUCGAGGAAGAAAGUUCUAAAUAUACAAAAAUAAAUUUGGCAGACAUCUUGAAGUUUCUAAAGGAAAAAAAUAUAUCCUUAUCAGUAAUAUAAAAAUUUUGCGUUAAAUUAAAAAUUCAAAGCAGUUUUCAAUAAUAUUUUGUGCUUUUUCGAGCAUGCUGAUUUUGAAGGAAAAAACUAAGAAUAAAUUAUUCAAAUGACCGGAAGUUUCAAGGUUCAGCUCAUAAAUAUGGGCACAAGAGCAGCGGCUUUUCAAGCCAAGCUGCGUUGCUUACAUGAAUAUCAUAUUCGUUUAUUACAUAAUACACAACCAGCACCAUCUGGUAUUGAUAUCGCAAACACAAUUAAAUAUUUUUCUCAAACUUUACUGACCUGUAUGUUUUUUAAGGAAGGUUUAUAUCCAGGAGACCAAUCUGUAUUAAAAGAUGUGCCAAAUUCCCCACACUUACUUAUUAAAGAUCCAACAAUGGAUCAGACAAGAAUGGCUGCCUACCCAAAUUUGGAAUAUGGAAAUUUAUAUAAUGCAUUAACAAUGUUAUUAGAUGUUGCACCAUGUAUACCAUAUUCACAAGUUGUUGAUUUUGGAAAAGCUUUAGUACAAUGUUUUUGCUGUAUAUUACCAUUUUUGGAUAAGGAUUUAAUUGAUAAUUUACCAUAUUUAGUCAGUUCAACAAUUUCAGUAUUACCACCAAUUUUACAUCAAGAUGUUAUAAAUGCUUUAUGCUUUUAUAUAUUACCUUUUACUAUUACCCGACAAAGUCCAGAGGAACAAGUAUGCCAAGCAGCUCAAUCAGUAUCAGCUGUAAUUAUGAUGGUCUUCCAAUAUUCAAAUAAUCCUGCUCAUCAUUGUCAACUCUUGGAGUGUUUAAUGGCUUUAAAGAAUAAUGUUGCCAAAGAUAUACUUUGUGUAAUUGCAUAUGGUACUGCACAAUCAAGAUCUUCCGCAGCAAAGCUGCUUUUUUAUUAUUGGCCUGCUUUUGAUCCAAAUUUAUUUGAUAGAAAAGGAUUAUUAAGCAAAUUAACUAAUGACCUAAUACCAUUUGUAUGCCAACGUGAGCAAUGCCCUAAUUCUGGUAAUGCAGAAGCAGCAAAAGUUUGCUUUGAUCAUGGUAUCAGUAUUGCUUACGCUCCAGACUGUCCGCCACCAUUAUAUUUAUGUAUUGAGUGUGCCAACGAAAUUCAUAGAGAGCAUCCCAAUUUAACCUUUGGUGACAUGUUACAUCCAAUGCAACAAGUUUCGAUGGUUUGUGAAAAUAAAAAUUGUAGAUCAAAUGAGAAAGCAGCAUAUUCAAUUUGUUUUUCAACUGAAUGUGCUAGUUACAAUGGAAAUCAUCCAAUUCGUUAUUGUUUACAAUGCCAUAACAAUCGUCAUAAUGCUCGUCGUGGAGGAGAUCACAUCGUUCAUCGUAGUUUACCACCUGCUUUUCAAAUGGAUGCUGAAAUGCAAAUGUAUAUGAUUGAGAGUGUUGUAAGUCUUUUAAGAGAAUCAAAACCAUUAUGUUUUGAACCAGCUGGAAGAGAAGCCUCUGGAAGUGUUGGCACACCUGGUGCGGAGCCUAAAAAUGGAAAUAGUAAUGGUUUACAAGAUAAUAUUUCAAUAGAAGAAAGGCAAUUGUUAGGUCGAUAUGGUAUAUGGUUAUUAGUUGGCAGAUGCUCUCCAACAAAGGAUACGCCCAUUGAAACUUUAGGAAGGUUAUUAGGAAUGUUGUUUCAUUGGUUUCAUGUCACAGCCUACAGCUAUGAUGCUGCUGGUCAAAUAGAGAGCGCAAUUGAGAAGUUAAAGAUUGAACAUGUUUGUGCUUGGUUAAAGGAAAUAUGCAGAGAGCAUUAUAACACUUUUAUUGGUUGUUUGUUACCUCAUCCACCAGAAUAUUCAAGAGUAGGUGGACAUUGGGAAACCCUAGCUUCUAGAACUAGUCAUUUAAAAGAAGGACUACAACGAUUAAUAUGUCUUGUCCCAUACGAAGUUAUUACUUCAGAAAUUUGGGAUUAUGUUAUGCCACAUUGGAUGGAAGCGAUCACAAAUGAUGUUGGCGAAAAAGAAUUGCAAGAACUAAAAAUUGUAUUGAGUAAAAUUUUAGAUCCUGAAAUGUCACCAUUAGGUUUUGAUGCAAAAACCAUGUAUAAUUUUGUUGCAAUACGUUUUGAAAAAACAACUGCAAAAGUUCAACAACAAGCAUUACAUUGGUUACAAAUACUUACAAAACUUGAAAUUUUAAUUCCAUUGUCACAGUUAUUUGCAAUGUUCGGUGAUGGUGUUCGCAUAAUGAAAUAUGGAGUUCAACAUGAAAUUUUAAAAGAAAAAGAAAGCAAAGGACAUAAACCCGCUCAAAAAGAAAAGGAUACACUAUCUGCUCCACCGAGAAGAAGUUCCAUUUCACCUGUCGUAGAAGAUGAUUCAGGAAAUACCUCAGCUAUAUCUGAUGAUGAGGCACCCACAAAUCGUCAUACCGAAUUUUCAACAGAUGCUGAACAUAAUUUAACUUGUUGUAUUCUAAUGUUGGAUAUAUUACUUAAACAGAUGGAAUUACAGGAUGUUGAACAGCAUACCGGAAUACAUACAAAUGUUUGUGAAAAUGUAUGUCGUCUUAUUAAAUGUAUGGUUACUGCAGCUCGAGUUGGACUGAGUAGUCAUGUUUGCGCUCUAAAAGUAGCAGAAUGUGCUUAUUGUGAGGCAUCAAUUAUGUGGCAUCAAUUGUCAUCAAAAUUAGUUCAAUUUAUGGCCCCUAAAAUUCCAGUUCGCCCACCUGAUCCACCAAUCGAAGAAAAUGUUGAUGAUGAGAAAUCAGCACGUAAAAGUCCACCAGAAAAUGAUAAAGAAAAAUCAAGAGAUGUUUCGCUCUCUAUGGCACCUUUACCAAUUCCAUUAGGUCCAUUAGGUGGUUUUGCUGGAAUCCCUUUUAUUCCAGACGAGACUGGAAAAAUAUUAAUUAUGGCAGGUCCAGUACCAGUUGCAGUACCACAACCAGAACCACAUUCAGUUGGAGGUGUUCUAGUACAUAUGCCACACGUAUGCUCUACAAAUGAACGUGGCCGUUCUAAUGAAAAUACUAAUGAUUUAACAAGAAACGUUCAAGCCACAGACGAGAUUAUGACAGCAACAGUUGACACAGGUGAACAAUUUGAUUUGUCAGCCAUAAUACCAGAAAAGACAACAGGUGUCGCUAGAUCUUCAACUAUUCAAGAAACCGAUGCACAAUCACAAAAAAAUAUAUCAGGAUUAGGUGACACUGACAAAAAUGAAACAUUAAUAGAAGAGAAUGGUGAUGAUUUAGAAGAUGGCGAUGAUAUUUGGCAUACCUCCGUUGGAAAAUUUCGAUUCAAUUUAGAUUCAUUACCUCAAGUGUUGCAGUAUAUUCAUCAACUGUUAACAGAAAUACCGACAAUACAAAAGCCAGACAUUUUAUAUUAUAUUCUUCAAUGUCUAAAUGUUAUGGCACUUCAUGGUGAUGCUUUAACUAAGGCUGUUAGAGAACAUCGUGGAUUUUUUAUAUGGUGUCAGGAAAACCUCUUAAUAAAAAAUUUAUGGGAUUUGUGUAAUGCCGAACAUUCACAUAUAUGUCAAGCUGGUGUACCAUUACUUUUGCAUUGCAUUACUUUACCACUUGGAUCUGAUGUAUUUUGGCGUGUCGUUCAAGAAGAUUUUCAUGAUCCGGACUGGCGUGUACGUUUUACAGCAGUUGAGCGAGUGACCGUUAUUACACGAUUUAUGGAUACAACCCCACUACGUAGUGAAGUUGGCCUUCAAACAGCAUUAGCAACAGCUUUUUGUCAUUUAAUCGCAAGUAUGGAUGAUAUUAACGUACAUGUAGCACAACGUGCAACAUUAUAUUUGGGCACAAUCCAUGAUAAUGCAAUUCGAUCAUUGCUCUUCUGCUUAGAAUCUCAAUUUGAUUUAUUUAUUGUUGAUCGGCCAGUUGUAUUACAAUCUUUAUAUCAAUUACAUAAUUCAUUAUCGGAUCGAAAAGUUUUAACAUGGGAUUUCUUUUUGAAUCGUUUUGAUACGCUUUUUGUUGAAGCACAAAUCAAUUUAGAAAAAAGUGGUGAUAUCUCCUAUUUAAGAGAUUUAAGAAAUUCAGAAAAUGGUAGUGAAGUUUUGUCAAUGAAAAUUAAUAAGGCACGAGAGGCAUUAUCACAUUCAGAUACAAAUAGCAGUAUGGCAAAAACUUUGAGUGCAUCAUUUGGUACGAAAUGGCCUUAUAAAAGAACAAUGUCAGCACCUGCCAGUAUGAUUCCAAGGCAGGAAUCGAAGAUGGAAAAAGAAAAAGUCUAUAGCCGCCAAAUAUCAGCUCCAAUAUUAAAAAGGAAAACAUCACGUUUUGGUUUGGAUGGUCAAAUUCAUUCAAUUGGAGCUGCUGAAGAACUUUCAGCUAUCAUUCAUCGGAUUAUAGAAUUGGAGGAAUCUGAUAAGGAAACUAUUCAUUUGCUGGUUUUCCUUUUGAUGCAAUUUAUGUCACGUGUUGAUCAAGCAUUCCCAUCUGAAGAGAAACCGAUGGUUAAAACUCAAAAUAUUGUUCUAAAGCACUUAUUUUUGCUUUUAGGACAUAAUCAAUUAGAAAAAACUUUCCAUGUUACACCAACCAAGCUGCGAUCUUCCGCUGUAUUUAAUUCAUUUCUUGCAAAUCUACCACAAGUUUUAGAUCAAAAUCAUUUAAUUGGGGGAUUAAUAUUGCCUUCAGCUCUUCAGGUUCUUCUGUUUGCUCCAAAUCCAUCAAAUAUUGGUGUUGAUGCUUUUCAAAAUCUCGUAUACAACUAUUCAUUAUGGCACUUGGAGGCUCAUGCACGACGAAAUUGGCUAAUGUCUGUACUUGUUGUACUUUACAAAUACGAGUAUACGCAGCCUCCAUACAGCGGAUAUAUAAACAGUGUUAUAAGAAUAGUUCUUAACUGUUUGAAGGCGCAAUUUCAUCAGUGCAAACGUAUUCCAACAAGAACAAUACUGGAUAUACAACCUGUCCUUAGAUCUAGAGAUGCUAGCCAACCAUCGUUGGGUACUGAUCCAGAUUUAAAUCGACAGGAAAGUCCUCCUCCAAGUCCAAUAUUUCCAUCAGAAGGCACCAGUCACGGUACAAGCGGGGGAUCAAGAACCAAAACUCAAACAGCUACUGGAUUUCCUCAAAAACCCGCUCAGCCUGGAUUCCGAAAAUAUCAAGAUUCUAGUAUUGAAUGUGACGAUACAGAAAGUGAAUUGGUAGCUAUUCCAGAAAGUGAUUUUUCUGAUAGCACAAUGCAUGGUAGCAGUGCUCCUGGCUCUUUUGACGAUCCCGUUCACUUUGAUGAAAUCGCUGCACCACUGAAACCGGAAAUUCUCAAAAAUCGGACACAUGUAACAACAGCAAAUUUAGCUACCGCUCAUGUUGCUUUAUCUACACUUAAAGCUUCAGAACAUCACCAUCAUCAUCACGAAGAGAAAAAAGAUUUGAGUAAAAAGCAACACAGACUUUCUGUAACAACUAUAAUAACGCGUCCUACAGACACCACUGUGAAGACUAAUAAAAUGGUUGACAGCAAAUGUAGCUUACAAGAAGGUGUUCGCAUGAUGGUGACGCCAUCAAUGAUCAUGACUUCAGAUGUGGAAAAAGAAAAGUUUUUAAGUCAGCAAAAAGAACGUCCUAAAACUCCAGAAAUGACUGCUACUUCAAAAAUGUUUGCAAGUAUUGCAUCAAAUCACUUAAAAGCAAUAGGAGCUCUUCAUGAUGUUGAUACAAAAGUUUCACCUACUUUAAUCGAAAAUCGUAUUAGUACUCAAGACUUGCAACCUCUAGCAGCCAAACCACCUACAGGGUACAUUAUUAAUGGAACUUCUAAAACAAAUGGAACAUUUCCCGAAUUGAGGAAAGGCUCACCACCAUAUAGCACAGCCAAACCACUUGGUCGCCACCAAAAGAUAAUAGAACCUACUCCAGCAACUACCCCUGUUGGUUCAUCUUCUUCGCCAUCAACUAAUACAGAUAGCUCGAGAUCUGAUGGAAAAAUUCGAAAAUCACUGAAAAGUUUAGAAAAAACAUUUGGUUCUCCUGAGUCUCCUCUUUCUAAAAUGAAUGUUAUGCCGUAUCCAAAUGAUGAUCUUCCAAAAGAUUCUUUCCCAAAACCUAAGCAAAUUUCACAACUUGAAUUCCCAACACCCGAAAGACUUUUACCGAUCGGAGAAGGUAUUUCUUCAAUAGCAGAUAGAGUUCGAGAAGCAUUAAAUAUACCCGACAUUAGUCAUUUAAAGCAAGAUAGUUUAGAUAUUUCGGAAAGUACAAAGGAAGACAUUAGUACUAGUACCAGAACUAACUCCCCCAGAAAAUUGAUUAAACAAGUUGCAUUAGAAUCCCCACCUAAUGCCCAAGGAGACAUUCAUACUACUAUUCUUAAAAGUGUGUCGCAUGAUCCGAAACAGCAAAAUGGUACGAACAUUGACAAAAAAGUCGAUUUAAAUACUCAACCUCCCGGACGAGCAAAACCUAAACUUCGAAAAGUUGGACCAUUUGCGGUUGAUUCGCAAUCGAUUCCCGAUGUACGAUCACGAUUUGCUGGUUCAUGGCCUCCUAUGAAUGACCGAGAUUUUUAUGAUCCACCUGAAGAAGAUUCCGGAAAUGGAAACACUUCGCAAUCCGAAUACAAAAUGAGCUCAUCACGAGUCGGAGAUGACUGUGUUUGCUUGAGAUGUUCUGAAUGCGGAUCAAUGAUAGAAGAAUAUAGUGAUGAAGAAAUUGGUUUGCUUAUCAUUAUAUUAGGAACAUUUAUCCACAGAGAACCAUCAAUGGCCGCACCGUUCUUGCCAGAAAUUUUAACGUGUGUUUCAAAGUUUGCCUUACGUUCGACGUUUACAUGGCAACACGAGAGCAACACUCAUUUACCAGGAGGGUCACAAUCGGUUGCACAUCAAUUUCUAAGAUGCGUUUUACAUCAACUAGCUCCAAAUGGCGUUUUCUUACAGCUAUUUCAAACGCAAGUAAAAGCUGAAGUUCGUAAAAAAUAUUUUCGAAGUAUUGCUCAAGCCCUGCUGGACUUUCAAGAACUAAAUCCUAUUAGUCCGAUAUAUUUAGUUUGCGAGGCUUUAAAUUCCAAAAAACAUUUACCAGUAGAUAUCUUACCUGUCAUCAUUCGUAAUAUGGCAGAAUACUUACAUAGUAUUCCUAGCGAAAAUGGUUUAGGUCCUGUUGCAUGGCAAACACCAUUGCAAGCUCUUGAUGUCCUGUUCCGUCAAUUAAUUAUUAUCUUGCCAAGUUUGGAAAAUUUAGAAAGCUUGCUGGAAAUAAUGGUAUCAGUUCUGAAGGCUCCCGGAGCUUCUAAAGGACUUUUGGAUCCAUUUUCAAAAGUUCUAAGUUUUUGUAUACAAAAUAUACAUGUCAAACAUAAAAUCAUGUAUGAUUUAUGCACAUUUAGCAUUAGAGCAUUUUCAAAAGAUCGUGACAAAUUCUUUUUGUGUCGACAAAUAAUAUUUGAACUGAUACAAGCAUUGAAAUUCAAGAUCAAUAUCCCAGAUUCAAAUUUGUUGUUGAUAGUUGGUACAGCACUUCAAGAUGCUGGGGGGGCUUUGCCACCUGGAACAAUUGAAGGUCUACCAGAUCAUCCACCAGUAUAUACAACAAACAUGGCUGACGCUAUGAGGCAAUACAUGAAUGACAUCAUGGAUUUCUUAGCCGAUUUCCAUACUUUAAGCAAAAUAAAGAACUUCAAAAACAAUAGUCAAACAUCAAACGGAUUUGGGGAAGAUACUUUGGGUGGGGUUUUAAAAGGAGCUAUAGCGCAAUAUUUAGCUUUAGAAAUGUCAAGAGGAAAUUCGAGAGAUAAUAAAGCAGUUUCAAGAUAUUUACCAUGGCUACACAAUGCACCAUCUUCCUUACAACAAGGACCAAAAGAAUUUACGGAAUGUGUUGGACAUAUGCGACUUUUGUCUUGGCUUUUAAUGGGCUCUUUAACUCACACCGCAUUAGCAGCCAAGAAAAGUGGACCAAUUGGACAACAUGCAUCUGUAACUCAUUUACAUCAACAGCAACAGGGAAUAGUACAACCAGUACCCCAGGAAGCGAGUUGUCAUAUUGCCGAUCAUAUACAAGUUAUAUUUGCUGGUUUUUCCGAACAGUCAAAAACUUCGGUCCUGCACAUGUCAUCAUUAUUCCACGCAUUUACUUUAUGUCAACUUUGGACUGUAUAUUUAGAGCAAAUCUCAUAUACAUCUGCACACAAUUCAGAAGGUUAUAAUGUUACUAUGGGUAUUUUAUUUGAAUUUUGGGCAAAAGUAACUCCUUGCAUCCUACAGUUAGUUUCCCAUGCUAAAGUGCUAUCAGAAAUGGUAAAUUUGCACUUUCUUAGUUUGUUGGAAGCAUUGAAAGAAACUCAUUCAACAAUUUUGGGAAAAUUGCUACCGUUAUUCAGUCCAGUUUUAUCUUCACAAACACAAUCUGGUACCUUACAUGUUCGCUUACAAAGCGUUCGUGAUUAUGCACCGGACUUAGAAGAACAACAAACGUUACAAUCUGAAGCCCUCCUAAAAUGGUUACAGCGAUUGCAAUUUAAAAUGGGACAAAUUGAAUUGCAAUCAUCAACUGCAACUCAAUUCUAUUCUAUCUAAAUUAGAACUGAUUAAUAUUAUAAAAUUUAUUAACUACAAAAUGAAUGUCUAUAGAAUUUUAGCAAAGAAUUUUGAAGCUUUACUUAUUGAUGUCUUCUAUAAAAGUUAUGGUACAGGAUAUGAGCCUUUGUUAUAUAAAUAGGGAAAUUCUAUA